AUGGGGACACAUACUCCGUUCACCCCCGGCCUCCGAGCCCCGGUUUUGCGGGCCCUCUUCACGUUUACAUAUGGCUUUCGCCAGUUCGUUCGUUCCUAUGUUACCAAUCUGACGACAAGGAAAGAGCACUGGACAUACACCGGAGUGAAGCUGUCCAACAACAGUACACACACGGAUCUGGUUGAAGUCAGACCACCUCACUGUGGAUUUGAUGGGCAGGGGCAAGAGCGUUCACUAGCACAACAGCGCGACACAGACGAAAAGAAAAGGGCAGGAGCUCGUUUGUUUUGGCUUCCCGCUCCCGAGACACUCCAUUUGUCCACAGAGCAGACCAUCACAAUAGGACGUCGGUUAGUGCAGACAAGAAGGAAGGGAGAGCAGCAUUACGACGUAAUCGUCCAGGGUGGUGGAUAUAUCGAGGACGGGGGAACAGAGGGGGGGGUGCGAGUGGUGCACGGUACAAACCACGAAUGUGCCGUACUGGCGCGCACGUUCUCGGCGCCGCGCCGGCGUAAGAAGGCCAAGCUUGCCCAAGACACGACAAGGCAGGACUAG
Sporothrix schenckii 1099-18 is the source of this 555-nucleotide messenger RNA. RefSeq lists its product as uncharacterized. The coding region runs from base 1 to 555 and encodes 184 amino acids. The record is from RefSeq and is a predicted model, not a curated record. Lineage: Eukaryota; Fungi; Ascomycota; Sordariomycetes; Ophiostomatales; Ophiostomataceae. The transcript has 4 exons.